This is a messenger RNA of Chiroxiphia lanceolata (lance-tailed manakin), 1211 nucleotides long. It is a transcript of the gene BTLA, whose product is annotated as B and T lymphocyte associated. Gene Ontology annotation, biological process: immune response-regulating cell surface receptor signaling pathway. Gene Ontology annotation, cellular component: plasma membrane. The coding region runs from base 36 to 992 and encodes 318 amino acids. Lineage: Eukaryota; Metazoa; Chordata; Aves; Passeriformes; Pipridae. The transcript has 6 exons. Gene Ontology annotation, molecular function: signaling receptor activity. The record is from RefSeq and is a predicted model, not a curated record.
AACCCUCAGGAACAUCUUUUUGCAAUGCCCAGGGAAUGAAGGUUUCUGCAGUCAUGUUGAUCAAAAGGAUAUUGCUGUACCUUCUCCUGCUAAUGCUGGCUCAGAGCAUCUGUCAAGUUUAUGGAUCUGAUGCCAGAGGUUGUUCACCUGAAAUUCAAGUUCAAAGACGCUCCCAGUACAAAGCUCACGUUGGGGGCUCUUUGUCUAUAGAGUGUCCGGGUCAGUACUGCCAGACAAAGCCACUCAUGCAGUGGUGCAAGAUGGAAGGAGCUACAUGUGUGCAGCUGGAGAAGGGCAGAGCAGGAUGGAAGUCUGACUCUGUGUUCACCCUGGAGAUUUUCCCAGUCCAUCAGAACGACACUGGACGUUUGCGGUGUCAAGCGAAAGUGGGCAACUUGUCCAUUGAGAGCCACGAAAUAAAGAUCAUUGUUGAAGAAAAAUCUGUAAACAUCACAGUUUCACCAGAAAAUACCACCAGCAUCUCAGAAGAGUCUCAACAAUCUGGAAACUACAACAUAUUGCACAUUAUUUAUGUCUCAGCACCCGUGGGUCUAUGUUGUCUGUUCAUCAUUGGAUGCAUGUUUUGGUGUCUAAAGAGGUGCCACACAAAGCAAAAGAGAACUCCACUAACACAACAGAGACAAGAGAGCCUGGUCAGGAGUCCAGCAGCUGCUCCACCCCCUGGUGCUGGAACAACUCAAGCUUCAGAAGAAAGCCCCUCACUUUACUGUUCCAUGGUCAGCCCACUACAGGCCUGGAAGGACAACACAAUUUAUGACAACGCUGUCCCUCCCUGGAACGCUCAGAGGAGAGCCCUUCAUUCACCCUGCAUCACUCCUGGUAUUCCUUUCAUCCCAGUUUUACCUGAAAGCCCAGAUGUCAUCACAUACGCUGCACUAAACCAUUCUGCUUCUGCAGAAAGAUGCCAGAGAAGGGAACAAACCACAGUAAAUGAAGUUACAGAAUAUGCCUCCAUUAAUGUGCAUCGAUAAACAUGGCCAGGACUCCUCCAGACAACUACUUUGCAGUCUCAGUUCCAGCAUCCCUCCAGGAUGUUCAUUUCUCUUUUGGGAAAGCUUCCUUUUAUUAAGAAGGACCAGUGGAUGCUCUGCUGUGACACCAGAAUUCAAAGCACAGCCCAUGUCAAUGGGUGGGUAUUUGCACUGUGUGUUUGUCUCUUAAAUAUUGGAAUAAAAUUAGUCAGCUUUUUU